CAUGGCCGCGGCCGCCGCUAGGGCUGCGGCCCAGGUGGUGCGCUACGAGCGGGUGGCGGGCCCCGUCGUCACCGUCCGGGAGGGCGCCGAGCCCCCCGAUUUCUGGAGCGCCAUCACCGCCGAGCCCUCGGUUCCCGACCCCUCCAAGGCCGGGAAGCGGAGGGUGGAGCUCUACGACCUCGACUUCGAGAUCUUCCAUCACGCGCUCAAGUCCCCGAAUGAGGAAGCGGCGGAGAGCACCACCCCGUCCUCGUCGUCGGCCGACUCGGCUUCCACCUUCUCUCCGGCCUCGUCCUCUUCUUCCGAUUGGUAUAAUUCUCCUUCCACACCUGGCCACUCCACAAUCCAGCUGGGUCCCAAGUUGCCCUCUUUCCGUACAAGAACGGAGAAUGAGAAAGCUUCGACCUUUCCAUCUGAUGCUGCAGAUACUAAAACAAGGGCUCAAUCCCUCGCCGAACGCAGAGGAGGCAUUACCCCUUCGUUGGUUUUGUUAGCACCGCCAGAUGCGGAGAAGGAACAGCCGUCGCCACAAGAAUUUCUACACGAUUGGUGCUUAUCUCCUGCAUUCAUCCCGGACGUGGAAGUAGAUGAAGAGGAAGAAGGUGACUCUAUGUGUAUCGAUCAUCAGCUUUCGUUAAACCCUUCGAACCAGUUGAAUUUGGAUGCGAUCGAAGAAGACACAGAAGAAGAAGAAGGGAGUAGUCAACUGAUUCAUCCCAUCCUUUUCCGGUGGCCCGAAAUGGACAAAAUGGAGGAAAUCCAUCCGGGGGUGCUCGAUUCAAGAUCGGUAUUCUUAAUGGUGGCUCCGAAUUCCAGGAAAGGUGUGCGAAAGCCGACGUCGAAGAUUUUGUACAUAUGGUUAGGAAGUGGAAGUGAAUUGAGCGAAGGGGAUGUAGAAAAAGUUAGAGAUGUGUGUUCGAGCAAGAUUGGCAUCGAUGUUCUCGAUCUGAUUGGGAUCCCCCCUGAUACUCCCGUGGAGAUCAUCAAAGAAGGGCAGGAGCCGGAGCAGUUCUUGAACAACCUCUUCUCAUUCCACCAUUGCAUUGAAAGUAGCUAUAGUGGAAAAUGCUGAUGAUGACUCAUGCCGAUACUGUGCAAUACGAAGAUCGGACUAACUGUAUAAGGUUUCUUCCCUGCUAAUCUCCACAAACACAAGGAAUAGAUAUUUCGGAGUGAAGCCAACGCUUAAAACUUGAAGACUUCAAUAGGCUUCUUUACAUGUUUAUACUUAUAUUCCAAAACGCAGUACAGUGGUAGUACUAACUGUCGUAAUAUAGCUCUGUCGACAGGUGCUGAUUGUGUCGAUGUGUAUAAAUGAAAACUUAGAGGAAAUAAUCGACCAUAUGAUCAACUCGCAUUUCUGAAUUGCUAGUUUACAUGUAUACUUACGGGUCGCAGAUUGGUCCAAAUUUCUGGUGAAA
Molecule: messenger RNA, 1421 nt
Organism: Ananas comosus (pineapple)
Lineage: Eukaryota; Viridiplantae; Streptophyta; Magnoliopsida; Poales; Bromeliaceae
Product: protein-tyrosine-phosphatase MKP1-like
Exons: 2
Coding region: 2-1072 (356 amino acids)
Source: RefSeq, a predicted model, not a curated record